AUGUCUGGAAAAAUCUACUAUGGAUGUGUUGGGUAUCGACAGACUAUCCUGGCCGUAUAUAGUGAGGUAUCAUUGGGUUCCCUGAAUCAAGCGAUAGACGCUGUUGUCCGCCAAAUAGGCCCAGCUUCCUCGCCGAAGUCAUCGUCGAAAUAUGACCGCUUUCAACUGCAAUUGGUAGUCGACCGAGAGAUGUUUGCGUUGUGUGUAUGCGACGAUACAUUUCCGAUGAGAGAAUCAUUUGUCUUCUUGGAAGCAGUUAAAAAGAGCUUCACGACACAAUAUGACCAAUACACUAUAUCGACAGCGGGUCCAAUGGAAAUGUCGGCGUUUAACACAACAAUUAAGACACUCGUCGAGAAGCACAGUAACUUGGAAAAUAGUCAAUUUGCUCAAAUCAAAAAGGACCAAGACGAGACACAAGCCGUCUUGAACGAAAGUGUUAAUAAAAUGCUCGAGAGAGGUUCUGUGUUGGAAGGACUCGAAGACGAAACUAGUCACCUUGUCGAAUCAUCGUCACAAUUCAAAACAUCGGCUGUAAAAUUGAAAAGAGCGAUGUGGUGGAAAAACGUCAAACUCUAUUUGAUCGCAGGUGCUGUCUUACUCAUCUUUUUGUUGGUCUUGUUACUCGCUGGGUGCGGUAUCACAUUCCAGAGGUGCAGAAUAGAAAACGACAAUAGUAACUAA
This is a messenger RNA of Entamoeba invadens IP1, 684 nucleotides long. RefSeq lists its product as hypothetical. Gene Ontology annotation, cellular component: membrane. The transcript has a single exon. The record is from RefSeq and is a predicted model, not a curated record. Lineage: Eukaryota; Evosea; Mastigamoebida; Endamoebidae. The coding region runs from base 1 to 684 and encodes 227 amino acids. Gene Ontology annotation, biological process: vesicle-mediated transport.